This is a messenger RNA of Sphenostylis stenocarpa, 1095 nucleotides long. Lineage: Eukaryota; Viridiplantae; Streptophyta; Magnoliopsida; Fabales; Fabaceae. The record is from the annotation of a GenBank genome assembly.
AUGGCAUCCUCCGGUCUCAUCUCCGAUACACAGCCAUGGAAGGACCUGAAGGUGCAUGUGGAGGACAUCAAGAAGACGCAUCUUCGCGAUCUAUUGACCGAUGAUAAGCGGUGCCAGUCCAUGCUCGUUGAGUUCGAUGACAUUCUGUUGGACUAUUCGAGGCAACAAGCCACUUCCGGAACUAUCCAGAAGCUAUUUGAAUUGGCCGAGGCUGCAUCGCUCAAAGAAAAGAUUAACCGCAUGUACAGCGGGGAACAUAUAAACAGCACGGAAAACAGGUCAGUACUUCACGUCGCCCUUCGGGCUUCAAGGGAUGCUGUCAUACAAAGUGAUGGGAAAAAUGUUGUACCAGAAGUUUGGAAAGUUCUUGACAAGAUCCAGGAGUUCUCUGAGCGGGUUCGCAAUGGCUCUUGGGUUGGUGCUACAGGGAAGGCUUUGAAGGACGUUGUUGCUAUUGGUAUUGGGGGAAGCUUCUUGGGUCCACUGUUUGUACACACGGCACUUCAAACAGACCCUGAAGCUAUUGAAUCUGCAAGGGGUCGUCAGCUGCGCUUUCUUGCAAAUGUUGAUCCUAUUGACGUUGCUAGAAAUAUCACAGGAUUAAAUCCUGAAACAACACUUGUUGUGGUCGUUUCAAAGACUUUUACAACAGCUGAAACCAUGCUAAAUGCUCGAACUCUCAGAGAAUGGAUUUCAUCUGCACUUGGGCCCACUGCAGUUGCAAAGCAUAUGGUUGCUGUUAGCACAAAUCUCAUGCUUGUGGAAAAGUUUGGUAUUGAUCCUAACAACACAUUUGCAUUUUGGGAUUGGGUUGGUGGGCGAUAUAGUGUUUGUAGUGCUGUUGGAGUUUUGCCAUUAUCUCUACAAUACGGUUUCUCGGCAGUAGAGAAGUUCUUAAAGGGGGCUUCAAGCAUUGAUCAACAUUUCUAUUCACAGCCAUUUGAAAGCAAUAUACCUGUGCUUCUGGGUUUGUUGAGCAUAUGGAAUGUUUCAUUUCUUGGAUAUCCUGCCAGAGCCAUCUUGCCUUAUAGUCAAGCUCUGGAGAAGUUGGCCCCCCACAUUCAACAGGCAAGUUUGUUGCAGCAUUGUGCUUGA